AUGUUCAACUCAUCUAGCCUGGUCUCAAAUAUCAUCACCAGCACGGUCUCGAAUUUAGUGAUUGGUAAGAUGGGAAUAACCGUCGUCUUAUCCCACCCCGCAACUACCCAGUACAACCCCCAGAUCCGAUCCGCACUCCCCGACCCUGUACCCAUCCUUACCGCUACUCUCUCCCCUGCAUCCUACACGUCACACUUGGGACAAGGUCUGACCGCCAGAACAGCUACGCGGGCAUGUGCGGUUGCACUGCUGGCAUAA
Messenger RNA from Plenodomus lingam JN3, 258 nucleotides. The record is from RefSeq and is a predicted model, not a curated record. NCBI's taxonomy places the organism in Eukaryota, Fungi, Ascomycota, Dothideomycetes, Pleosporales, Leptosphaeriaceae.